AUUCCUGACAAAGCUUCCAGGAAAUGAACAGGCAGCAUCAGAGUAUAUAAGAGACAAACACAGGUGUAUAGCACUCACUUCAGCUCAGCUCUGCUUCACACUCAAGAUGAUGAAAGUUUUGCUGCUUACUCUUGUUGUUCUCCUGGUGUUGGAGAAUGGCUCUGCCCUGAAAUGUCACAACUGUGUUCCCCGCACACCUGGAGGACGUUGUGUGACCACCCAGGAGACGUGUGGCUAUAAAAAAGACACCUGUGUAUCUGCCAGAUUCACAAUCUCUCCCUUUUCUUACUUCCGGAGGUGCAUUAGCAAGGCAGACUGCAUGAUUCUUCAGACAAGCCCCUAUAUUAAGACCAAGUGCUGUGAUACGGACCUGUGCAACACCCCAGUCAUUUAAACCCACACAACGCAAUGCAUAUCAAGCCAUAGAGGGAAAAAUUACCCAAAAUGGUAACAUUUAAGUAGCACAUGUCACACAUAUGUAUAUUAGUAUAAUUAUUUACUAAUGCAAUACCAAUUAUUGGUUAAUGUUGAGUAAUGGGAUGUUGUACAACAUGUAAAUUAGUAAUAGGGUGAUUCUGUAACUGUGGGCACUUUUUCAUAUAUGCACUUCAUACUAAAACAAAAAAAGCUAGCAUGAACAAAAUGCCGCAUUAAAGACAUGAAUUUGCUACA
Molecule: messenger RNA, 672 nt
Organism: Carassius gibelio (silver crucian carp)
Lineage: Eukaryota; Metazoa; Chordata; Actinopteri; Cypriniformes; Cyprinidae
Product: lymphocyte antigen 6F-like
Exons: 4
Coding region: 107-394 (95 amino acids)
Source: RefSeq, a predicted model, not a curated record